UAAAUUGCCAUAUAUAAAUAUCAAAAUACAUUUGGAAAACAAAAGGUAAAAAAAAACGAAAAUGUCACAAACCGCCGCUGCCCUCCGCCGUCAAAUUUCCGUUAUUCCGUCUUCUUCAAGCCGCAAUCAAUUUUCCGUCGAGUGAAUGGAAUCGAACUGAGAAGAAGCUGAAAGAGAAGGAAAUAUAGAAAGGAUGUUUGAGGGAUUGGUGAGGCAGUUAAUAUGGGGUUACCUAGGCAAAUACAUUAAAGACAUCCAAAAAGAGCAGCUCAAGAUCACCCUAUGGAAUGAGGAAGUAUUACUGGAAAAUGUGGAGCUGAUUCUCGAAGCCUUUGACUACCUACGGCUACCGUUUGCUUUCACACAAGGCAUGGUUGGGAAGUUAAGCAUCAAAAUUCCCUGGAAGAAACUAGGGUGGGACCCAAUCAUAAUCAUUCUGGAGGAUGUAUAUAUUUGUCUCUCUCAAAGAGAUGACAAGGAGUGGGCAAUGGAUGCUAUUAAAAGAAGAGAAUAUGCAAGCAAAAAGGCCCAGCUUGCAGCAGCUGAACUUGCAAAGCUAUCAAGACGCGUAUGUGAUAAUCAGACUGGAAAAUCUUUUAUUUCACAUAUCACUGCUAAGAUUCUUGACAGCAUCCAAGUGUCCAUCAGAAAUGUUCAUGUCCUCUACUGUGAAAAACGGAGUGCAGCGGAAGAUCUGCUGUUUGGACUGAAGUUUUCAAGUUUGACAAUUAUGAAGCAAACUGCUUUCAGAUCGGCAACUACCAAAGUUAAAGGGGGUCGAGUCAACAAAUUGAUUGAAAUUCAGAAUUUAGAACUUUAUUGUGAUACCUACGGAGAAGCUAGUGAUUUGAAGAUGGAGAAUGCUCACAUUUCGAAUAGUAUGGGAAAGGAAGAACUUGAGGAUAAUAAAUAUUCAAAAAUAUUAGCUCCUCUCAAUGUAUCAGUAUCUUUGUCGGUAAACAAAUCAGGGAAAUUACUAAAUGAUGCUCCGCAGUAUACUGUCAACAUUGAGCUAGCUAGCAUGGCUACCUCAAUGGAUGAGAAUCAAUUGCAGCAGAUAUUGUCUCUUCUUGAUUAUGUAUCAAUAUGUCAAUUGAGAGAGAAUUAUGGGUGUUAUCGCCCUUGGAGGAGCCCUUUAGAGCAAAAGCUAAAGGGGUGGCAAAAGGCAUGGUGGCACUAUGCUCAAGAGUCUGUUCUUUCUGAUGUUCGUAGGAGGUUGAGAAGAACUUCUUGGAAGUGCUUCACAGAGAGGCUAAACUCUCGCCGGAAGUAUGUGAACUUGUACAAGGCCAAGUUGAAAUGCCUCAGACAUGACCAGAUGAUAGAUGAAGAUGUCGAGCAGGAGCUGGAGGAAAUGGAAAAAGAAACUGACAUAGAAGAUAUUUUGAAUUACAGAGCUGUUGCCGAACAGGAACUAGAGGAUUUCCUGGUAAAACCAUCAUCAAAGUAUGGUAGCAAUGGUGAAAACAUGAACAAGUCAGUAGACGAUGAUCAGCCUCCUAACAAACCCCGUGGAUGGUUGAAUUGGCUAUCUUAUGGGAUGCUUGGAGCUGGGGGGACAGAUGUUACUAAUCAAUUUUCUGGUGUCAUUUCAGAUGAUGCGAUCAAAGAUAUAUACGAGGCGACAAAAUUCUAUCCCGCCCCUGCAGUGAUUGGAGACUCUGCUAUUAAGGAAGAGGUGUACUUUUAUUCAGUGAAGAUCAAUAUUUCUGAUAUUCAUACCAAGCUCCGGAGCAUGAAGCUGGGUCAGAAUAUUGCUGACUUGAUGCUCAGUGGGAUUUCUAUCAAGGCUAAGGUCCGGGAGGAAUCUGCUGCCAUUACUGCCUCAGUCAACUCUGCUAAGAUACUCAAUCCAUUCAACAAUCAAAUUAUUCUUUCAUCAAAAAAGAUGAAUUCAGAGGAUGCUGUUUUGGGCAAGCAGCUUCCCUCUUUAGAUAUCACAGUGGAGAUGCCCCCACCCAGUUCUGAUAGUAAUUUGUCAGUGAAGGUGACGCUUAGUCCAACCAAGCUAUAUUGUGAUUCAGAGCUUUUAAAGAAUAUUUUGGAUUUCUUAGAUGUUCUACACCACAUGAGCUUUCAACAGCAGAGGAUCCUGCUGUCUCUAAAUGGAAUUGAUGAUCCUAACUCACGGCUUCUAUCAAAACUUGACUACGUUUUAUCUAGUCGUAAGAAGAUCACGUGGGAUAUUAAUCUUUUGAAUACUGCCAUUAAUCUACCAUGGGGACAUGCUAAUAAUGGAGGGCAUAAUACGGUUAUAGAAAUAGCAGCUAUUUCCUUCACAUCCAAAUCUGAAAUAGCCUCUUCUGCUUCUCCCAUCGGAGAUACAUCUCAUCUUUUGGAUCAUGUUGGAUCUGGUCCCAGAGGCUCUGAAUUUGGAUUUCAGCUUCAUAACCUCUAUGAUCACUUUGAAAUCCUGAUAUCUGAUACAGAGAUGAAUAUAAUCAUGCCUUCUUCUGUAACUCUCCCCCUCCUUGAAAAAUUUAGUGCUUCUGCAAGCUUGGUAUCCUGUAUUUUACCUGAUGAACCAGUUCUAAAGGUUUUUGAGGUUCAUGUGCAGGUGCCCUCACUUGUGGCCCACUUCUCUGCUUCUGUUUAUGGGGAAAUUAUUGGAUUGAUUUCACAGUUUAGCAUGCUUCUUCCAUCAGACUCCUCAGAUUCACUUGAACAAAAGUCAAAUGACUUGAAGGCCUCUGAGAAUACCUGGUUCUCUGUUGAUGCUAGUUUGGAUGCAAUUUAUUUGCUAGUUAAUCUUGAAGACAAUUUGGCUGAUGGGUGCACACUGAACCUCAAUUUCCAGGAACUAGGUGUUUGGUACGACCAAAGAGAUUUUCCAGAUUGCUGGGUUUCUCUUCAAGCUUGUCAGGUAUCUGCUAGUUCCGCGAAAGAUGAUUGUGAAAACCAUGUGCUUUGCUCAAGCAUCCGGGGCUCUUUAUCAGAAAAUCAGCAUAACAUGAGUGUUGAUGGUCAAAAUGGACUUUUGGAAGAUGAAACUUCACUUUCUCCUCACUGCAUUUUUCUGCAUUUUGUAGCUAUGAGAAAUACUUCGUGGAUCCUUCAGAAAUACACAAUAUGUGCGAGUGGUCUUGAAAUUCAUUGCCAUCCAUUUAUUGUCCGGAAGCUGGUUGGCUUCUUUGACGAAAUAACACUUUAUGGACAUUCUGAUUUUGAUGACAAGAAAAACAAUGUAGCAGAUCAAAACUCGCCAAUAUUUGGUUUUGAACCUAAGCAACAUAGUCUUUCAAAUGGAAUUGGUUUCAGUGAAUCAGUAAACAUCCCGUUGGAUCACUUCCUUUCUACUACAUUUGAGGAUGGAAAAUCUUUUUGUAACCUUGAAAACUUGGUUGACGAUAUGAGGCUUAAGUUCAAUAAAACACUCAAUUUGAGAGACCAGAAAUUCAGACCCUCUGAAGUUAGCCUUCCAGACAGAACAAUGAUGUUUUCCAGGCCACCUGUAAAUUCUAAUCUUGAUUCUGAUUCUUCCAUGUGUACAUUUAUAAACAGGGAUUCAGUUCUUGUCAAUUUGAAUCUUACCAAUCUCACUAUGCAUUUUCAUGAUGCCACUUGCAUUAUUGGAACUAUUGUGGUGCCCUUGGCAAAAUCAGUAGUCACCAUUUCUGAAGACAUGUUGGAUAUGGUAUGUUCUACAGAAGGAGCGUCUCUUUCUACAUCAUGGUGGAAAAAAAUAAUUCAUGAAUUUCUUUGGGGACCCUUAUCUUCAAACCAUUCACCUAUCUUGAAUAUAAGUCUGAAGAAAAGGAACACUCAGUUACAAAAUUCACACAGUGAAUUGAGUUUCUAUGUCCAGCAUGUCCUUUGCAUGUUGCCUCCGGACUUUUUGGCGAUGUUGAUUGGUUAUUUCUCACUACCAGAUUGGAGCCCUUAUGAACAAGUACUACCUUCUGAUACUAUGAAUAUUCAGGGCUCUACUACAUUUAGUCUCGAGAUAGUUGACUGUAAUGUGAUUACACCUGCUGAUAAUGAUUUCUGUCGGUUGCUACAGAUUGAUAUCAAACAGUUAUUUGCUACUUAUUCUGAAAGUAGUGACAGAAGUUCAUUAACCAGAAAUAUUCCAUCCUCAUGCUGCAUUGGUGCUGGAAAAUUUCUUGAUAGAAAUCAUUGUUUGGAUUUCUUUGGACGUGACCUAUCCCUGUCUGUUAUAUUGUUGGGAAAGGAUGUAGUCAAUCCGUUGGACGGAUGCCAAAAACUGGUAUUGAUUGCAUCGCUUACUGCAGAUGUGUGGGUGAGAAUACCCUAUUAUUCUCAGACUGAUUCAGCUUCUUAUCCAGUUUGUAUCAUGGCUUUGGUCAAUGACUGCGUGAUUGAUAUUGAAGAAGAACGUACAAUCACUGGACUGGAUGCACUGGGUUACGUCAUCGAUCAGUUUUCCUUGGUGGAACAAGAAUCCAAUAUGUUCACUUAUGAUAUUGUGCGGUUUCUACAGACAAAGAAACAAUUAAUGGAGCAUUCUGCGCUCCUGUCUAAAAGUGCAGAUGUAACAACCAAUGAGAUGAGAUUCUGUGUGAGGUCAUUAUCACUAAGAUUACACAAGUUGAAAAGAGACUCAACAUGUUCUGAAAUCAUAGCGGAGGCUGAGAUGCACUUUGUUUGUUCUUUAUCAUUGAUUAAUGGCAAACCCCACUUUUUUGAUAUCUCUUUCUUUUCUGUGGCACUAUUUUCGUUGCUAAACUCUGUUGCCCUUGCUGAAUUUUCUUGUACUGAUUCAGGCUUGUCAGUCCUUGACAUGAUUCUUGUAGUAUCCCGUCAUGGUGAAAAUCAGAUAGUUUUGUCCUUUCCUAGUUUGGAUGUGUGGCUAUAUUUGCCUGACUGGAAUGAGGUUAUUGAUCUACUUGUUUCAUUCAGCAAGAAACUGUCUACACAGGUUUCAGGUGCAUCUGCUGAAGGUUUGUCCAGUGUUACUGCUGAUAAUUGUCCAAGUGUGGCGUCAGAUAGACAAAGUCAUGUUCCACCGGAGGACAUCGAUCUGGAUGCGGGUUCAUCUGUUUUAACAUUAGAACAUGUCGGCCUGUCUAUACAUUUUCCUGCACUGGUUAGCGGAGGUGCAUGUGACACAUUUGGAAGGCCCCAUGUUCAUGAGUUGCCAUCUGGUGAUGCCUGUGGCAAUCAUAACUGCUUUAUAUCCAUUAGCCUGCAAAGUAAAAACAGCGAAUUUGUUUCUGAUGGCAAAAGUGUGAAACUUGCAAUCAAUUCUGAUUACACGAAUGCAGUGCUGAAGCUAUUAUCUGGAGACAUUGCACAAAGUUGGCCUCUUCUCCAGUUAACUAAAAUCUACCUUGAGGCAGAAAUUUUUGAAAAUCAGACUGAAAAUCUGAGCAUGGAUUUGUUCAUUCGUUCUGAUAGUCUGGAUUUGUCUCUCGGAAAUCACAUCCUAUACCUCUUUUACUUUACAUGGUUUGAGAAAGCAGAAGAUACACCUCAAUUUUUUAUCAAGAGAAUGAACAUAAACGCCCAACUAAGGAGAUUGUCUCUUCACCUAAAUGACUGGAAGACUUCGAAUGGACCAUUGCUGGAGUUUCUUGUGAGAAAUUCAAGUUUUUGGUCCACUGUAACUGAGGAUGAAAUUGAAGGAUCUCUUGGGUGUGACCUUCAAGUGAACUACUACAACAUUGACAAGGUCUUGUGGGAGCCUUUUCUAGAGCCUUGGAAAUUCCAGUUAAGCAUGAGUAGAAAGCAGGAUGAGAGAGCUCUCUUCAGCGGCACUAUCACGACAGACAUCAAUCUUGAAUCCAAGACACAUCUCAAUCUGAAUCUUAAUGAACCCAUUAUCGAGGUUAUCUCGAGGGCAGUUGAGAUGGUCAAUGAUGCAUGGAGCCUUACUGCAAUGACAGAAAGCCCAGACUUGUCAAAUUUACAGAUAGCUAAAGGUGUAGGGACUAGAAGAUAUGCUCCAUACAUGCUGCAAAAUUUGACUACUCUGCCCCUGCUAUAUGCGUGUCAACAUAAACUUGGGGCUGAUGAUUUGGACGUGUCCCCAUCAGAAGGAGUCUUGCAACCUGGAUCUUCUACUCUUAUUUAUAUCAAUGAAUCACCUGAAGAACUACUUGUCAGAUACAGACCAGCUCGUUCUUCUGACAGACUCAACGACAAACAAUUGCUGGAGUCAGCACAUCGAUAUGUUACUUUCCAACUGGAGGGUACCUCUGCACCUUCUUCUCCCAUCUCAAUGGAUCUGGUCGGUCGGAACUACUUUGAAGUUCAGUUUUCAAAGUCCUGCCAUGUCCCUGAAUUUCAUAGUGAUGCUAAUUCUAUUAAAAAUAGAACGAGUGAAGGAAAUGGUGGUGCAGAUGCAAAUAAAGGAUUCGCUAUUCCUGUAGUGAUUGAUGUAUCUGUACAACGGUUUACUAAGUUGAUGCGGUUAUACUCAACAGUUGUAAUUUUAAACUCAACUUCAGUGGUGCUUGAAGUGCGAUUUGAUAUUCCAUUCGGUUUAUCUCCGAAGGUUUUAGGGCCAAUAUAUCCUGGUCAAGAGUUUCCUCUCCCUCUCCACCUAGCUGAAUCAGGCUGCAUAAGAUGGCGUCCUGUUGGUGACUCGUACCUAUGGAGUGAAGCUUAUAAUAUCUCAAGUAUCAUCUCUCGAGAUGUCAAAAUAGGCUUUUUGCGUUCCUUUGUCUGCUAUCCUUCUCUUCCUAGCAGUGAGGCAUUUCGCUGUUGCAUUUCCGUGAAUGGUCAGUGUCUUUCUCCAGUGGGCUGUGGGAAAAGAGUGUAUUCGGUAAUUGGUGUUGAUAGCGGUAACCAGUGUCAAGAGAGUCACAGUCAAUCCUCCCACAACUUGGAGACACCAAAGAAUAGAUUAUUAUAUCAAGUGAUGUUAACAAGUCCAUUGGUGUUGAAAAAUUAUCUCAUGAAAUUGAUGUCUGUGACAUUAGAAGAUGCUGGCGUCACGCGUACAUCAUUUCUUUCUGAGGUGGAAACUUCUUUCUACCAUAUCGAUUCUUCUCAUGACUUUUCAAUAACAUUUCAAAUGCAUGGAUUCAAGCCUUCAACUUUGAAGUAUCCACGUGCAGAAUCAUUUAGCGAAAAAGCUAGAUUCAGUGGAACUAAGUUCUCUGUGUCUGAAAUAGUUAAAUUUGAGUCUGAGUUUACUAAUGGACCAUUAUACGUUACGAUGGAGAAAGUGAUGGAUGCGGUCUCUGGAUCUCGUGAACUAUUCAUAUCUGUUCCAUUUUUGUUGUUUAACUGUACUGGAUUUCCUCUGGCACUCUCAAGCUCUGGAAACGAAAUGAAAGGAUUUAGCUGUAUCAUUCCUUCAUGCUAUGACCUAGAUGAGAAGAAUGUUCCUGUCAAAAAGAAAGAUGGCCUUUCUCUUAUUUUAUCUGAUCAGGAUGUACCUGCUUCAGGUUCUACUAAUGAAGUAAAUUCGUAUACAUCCGAUCUUGUAGAAAGUGGUAGUAAAAAGGUUUCAGCUUGCCUUUUUUCUCCCGAUCCUGACUCGUAUUCCGGAGAGGUUAUGGUGAAGCUCGGUAGACAUGUGCCUUCUGUCAUAGAAAAUCUCCAAAAGCGUUCUUGGUCCGCCCCCUUUUCCCUAGUUCCACCAACUGGUUCUACCAGUGUUCUUGUUCCUCAACCCUCAAUGUUAUCCGGUUAUGUCUUAUCUGUUUCUGCUGUGGCUGCACCAUUUUAUGGGAGGACAAAAAUUAUCACUUUUCAGCCCAGAUAUGUGAUUGUCAAUGCUUGCACCAAAAUUUUAUGUUAUAAGCAAAAGGGUACGGACUCCUCUUUUCAAUUGGAAGCUGGAAAACAUGCCUACAUUCAGUGGAUGGAUAGUAAAAGGGAGUUAUUGCUUUCUGUUCGCUUUGAUGAACCUGGAUGGGAGUGGUCUGGGUGCUUCUUACCCAAGCAGUUAGGUGACACUCAGCUUAAAAUGCGCAACUACAUGACUGCUGCUGUGUACAUGCUGCGAGUAGAAGUGCGCAAUGCUGAUGUUUCUGUUGGAGAAGAAAAGAUUGUUGGGAGCACAACUGGAAACUCCGGGACAAACUUAAUUCUUCUGUCAGACGAUGAUACUGGCUUUAUGCCAUAUAGGAUUGACAACCAUUCAAGGGAGAGGUUGCGGAUUUACCAGCCUAAAUGUGAAUCAUUUGAAACAGUUAUUCACUCCUACACAUCUACUCCUUAUGCUUGGGAUGAACCCUGCUAUCCCCACCGUCUUGUUGUUGAGGUCCCGGGUGAACGCAUUUUAGGAUCAUAUGCUAUUGAUGAUGUGUCAGCCCAUUCACUUGUGUACCUUUCAGCUACAUCGGAGAAGCCUGAUAGAAAAUUGUUGAUAUCUGUCCAUUCAGAAGGAGCAAUAAAGGUCCUCAGUAUCAUCGAUUCAAGUUACCAUGUUUUGAAUGAUUUGAAGAGACUUCACGUUCCUCAGUUGAAAGAUAAUGGAAAGCAAGCUAAAGAGUAUGCGUCAUUUGUUAAUUACAAAGAAAAAGUUUCAGUUGACAUUCCUUUUCUUGGAGUCUCUUUAAUGAACUCUCACCCUGAGGAGAUACUCUUUGCAUCUGCUAAGAACACAAAGCUUACCUUCGCACAGAGCUUAGACCAACAACAGUUUUCCCUGCAAAUUGCAUCAUUACAAAUUGAUAACCAAUUACGUACAAGUCCAUAUCCUGUAAUCCUCUCGUUCAACUCUGGAAGCAAGGGAAAUAUGGUAAAUGGGAUGAAGCUUAAAGAUAUCAGUGGAAGUACAAAUCAAACUACCACUUCGAGCUUGUAUGAGCCAGUAUUGUUCUUAGGUGCUGCCAAGUGGAGAAACGCCGAAACAUCACUGGUUUCAUUUGAAUCUAUUACCCUCAGAAUGGCAGAUCUGUAUCUUGAGAUUGAGCAAGAAAUCGUACUGAGAUUGUUUGAAUUCUGCAAAACAGUAUCAUCUAGGUUGCAGAGUAGAGUUUAUCAACAUACAGGCUCAACCCAGAAUUUGUUGUUCCCGGAAUUGGAGAUCACUGGAGAAACCUCUAGAAAUGCUCCAUAUUCUGCUAUCCUUGUUGAAGAUCAGAAAACAAAGUUUUUGCUGCCCAACAUCGUUCCUAUUGGAGCUCCGUGGCAACAAAUUCACCUUUCUGCACGGAACCAGAAGAAAGUAUAUGUUGAGCUAUUUGAUAUGGGGCCAAUUAAACUUACAUUGAGCUUUUCUAGCAGCCCAUGGAUCCUCAGGGAUUGUGUCCUAACAUCUGGAGAAUCUCUUAUUCAUAGAGGUCUCAUGGCUCUUGCUGAUGUUGAGGGUGCAAAAAUUCAUUUCAAAGAGUUAGUUCUUUCGCACCAGAUAGCUAGCUGGGAAACCAUUCAAGAGAUCCUCGUAAGUCAUUACACGCGGCAAUUUCUGCAUGAGAUGUACAAGGUUUUCGGUUCUGCUGGGGUUAUUGGAAAUCCUGUGGGAUUUGCUAGAAGCUUAGGUCUCGGCAUCAAAGACUUCUUCUCCCUUCCAAUGUGGAGUGUAAUUCAGAACCCGACUGGUCUUAUAACCGGUAUGGCCCAAGGUACAACGAGCCUCCUCAGCAGUACAGUCUAUGCAAUAAGUGAUGCUACUAGUCAAUUCAGCAAAGCUGCACAUAAGGGGAUUGUAGCAUUUACAUUUGAUGACCAAACUGCAACAAUGAUAGAAAGACAACACAAAGGGAUGUCUUCACACAGUAAAGGAGUUAUAAAUGAAUUCCUCGAGGGGCUAACUGGUGUGCUUCAAUCACCAAUCAAAGGGGCUGAAAAACAUGGCCUGCCUGGAGUACUUUCAGGUAUUGCUGUGGGUGUUACUGGGCUCGUGGCGAGACCAGCAGCCAGUAUACUCGAGGUGACUGGAAAAACCGCGCAAAGCAUCAGAAACCGCAGUAGGAUUCACCAGAUGGGUUACCGGUGUUUUAGGGUCCGCUUACCCCGGCCUUUAAGCUCAGAAUCCCCGCUGAAGCCUUACUCAUGGGAUGAAGCAGUUGGGACGUACAUUCUCACUGAAACCGAUGUGAAUCUGCGGGAUGAGACACUAGUCAUCUGCAAAGCGCUUAAGCAGUCUGGUCAGUACGUGUUGAUCACCGGGAGACUCAUCUUAGUUGUUAGCUGUCCCAGUUUGAUAGAGUCGGAAGGAGUUCCUGCGGAUCCAAAGUGGGAAAUACUCUCAGAAAUAGGUUUAGACAGUGUGAUUCUUGCUGACAAUGAUGGUGAGGUGGUGCACAUAGUUGGAAGCGGUUCAGAUACCACGUCGUUUAGACAGAACCUUCAGCAUCCGAAAAGAGGGAGUGACGAUGCAAAAGGGAAGCUCUGGAGCAGCUCUCACACGCCGCUCCCUUUUCUGCAAACCAAUUUGGAAUUGGGAUCGGAGGAAGAAGCAGACGAUUUCUUGCGAAUGCUACGAGGUAUGAUCGAAAGCGGGAGAGAGCAAGGGUGGGGUGCCAAAUAUAUACUACACCAGAGCAAUAUAAGGUAGGAAUGGACUUUGCAUUCUUGAGUCUCAUAUUUGCCUUUUUGCUAUGUUUUGAUACAGCUUUUUUUAAUGAUCUUUUUUCUGUAUAGUGUCAUAUUGUAUGAAAUUUUGCAAUCUAGGUUUAUGAAAGGGUGUAUUUCUUAGAAAUCGUUAAAUGUUGGAAAUAAAAUUUGAAUCAGUCAUAUUUUUGUUA
This is a messenger RNA of Salvia splendens (bonfire salvia), 10607 nucleotides long. RefSeq lists its product as uncharacterized. NCBI's taxonomy places the organism in Eukaryota, Viridiplantae, Streptophyta, Magnoliopsida, Lamiales, Lamiaceae. The coding region runs from base 194 to 10417 and encodes 3407 amino acids. The transcript is spliced from 49 exons. Gene Ontology annotation, biological process: protein retention in Golgi apparatus; protein targeting to vacuole. The record is from RefSeq and is a predicted model, not a curated record.